This is a messenger RNA of Theobroma umbraticum, 1612 nucleotides long. RefSeq lists its product as uncharacterized. Lineage: Eukaryota; Viridiplantae; Streptophyta; Magnoliopsida; Malvales; Malvaceae. The record is from RefSeq and is a predicted model, not a curated record.
AAAAGACAAACACACAAAGUCCCCCGCACGAACGCAAAAACCCUUUUUAAGGAAAGAAAAACUGGAAAACCCUUUUCUAAACCCAUAUUUUCCACCCUAAGAAAGGCGCUUCGGUCACUUUGUGUUUCUCCAAUGGAAUCUCUUUCAAGUUCAGGGUUCCUCUCUACUCUCCCUGAGACAUACCCGUUUCUCAACACCCAAUUGCCAGCUGCUUCUUCUUCUUCAUGUUGUUUGAUCAAAGCAGCAAAUAGACGAAUUGGGUCUCUUAAAUUCAAGUCUGAAACCUCUCUUUUUGAUGGGUUUCGUCUCCAAGCUGUAUCUCGCGAGGUACCUAAGGAAGGUGAAGACGAGCCGCAGCCUCUUACCCUUAAUAAUGAGUUUCACUUUGUCGCUGAAGAUAGUCUCUCUGUAUCUCAGUGGCUACUUCGGCUCAGUAUUGAUGGUCUCUCUCAUGUUCUGAAGGGUGAGUCAAAUCACAAUAAAAGCAGCGAAAAGGAUGUAGAUAAAUUGAUAAAGGUUGAAACCCCUUUUACAGUCCCACAUGGAAGUGGAGCAAGUGGGGGUACGAGAGCUGGGCUUUUCAGAACCCCAAUAUCUGGUGGAGUGCAGAGUGCAACUUCAGCACAUGGGUUACCUCGACCAGCCUUAGCAGUCCGUAAUUUGAUGGAACAAGCCAGAUUUGCUCAUCUAUGCACUGUAAUGUCUCGGAUGCACCACCGACGAGAAGGGUAUCCCUUUGGCUCUCUGGUAGAUUUCGCACCUGAUUCAAUGGGUCACCCAAUAUUUUCAUUUUCACCAUUGGCCAUCCACACACGGAAUUUAUUAGCAGACCCCAGAUGCACCCUGGUCGUGCAGAUACCUGGAUGGAGUGGCUUAUCGAAUGCAAGGGUAACAAUUUUUGGUGAUGUCUACCCACUUCCUGAUCAUCAACAGGAAUGGGCUCAUAAACAGUACAUAGCAAAACAUCAACAAGGACCAUCUCAACAGUGGGGAAAUUUCUACUACUUCAGGAUGCAGAACAUAAGUGACAUAUAUUUCAUAGGAGGAUUUGGCACUGUUGCAUGGGUUGAUGUCAAGGAAUAUGAGGUGCUUAAACCUGAUAAGAUUGCAGUUGAUGGAGGUGAACAGAAUCUGAAGGAACUUAAUUCAACCUUUUCAAAGCCACUCAAAGAGCUACUAUCAACAGAAACUGAGGUUGAUGAUGCGGCUCUUAUAUCAAUAGACAGCAAGGGAAUUGACAUCAGGGUCCGACAAGGUGCACAGUUCAACAUACAGAGGUUGUCAUUUGAGGAAGGGCAGGCUGUUGAAACAUUGGAGGAAGCCAAAGCUGCUCUUUGGAAAGUAAUAAAGAAAGGGCAAGUGCAGAAUCUGAAGAGAUAGAAGUUGCAAAUUUUAAUAUUUAUAUGAGGCAUAAGGCGAGACGAUGCAAAUCUGAGCCAUCACUGAAUCUAAUGUAAUACUAUAGAGAAGGUUAUUUACACAUAAAAGUGAGUGCUUGUAAUUUUCCUUUUUGCAUGCAAUGUGUAACAUAGACUACCUGGCUGUGGAACUUUUUUAUGUGGGUUUUUCUAGAAAACGUUUAGGCAAGUUAUGGCCAAUGCUUGUCAUUUUA